AUGGUCUUGGAAAGUACUAUGAUUUGUGUAGACAAUAGUGAUUACAUGAGAAAUGGAGAUUUUCUUCCAACAAGACUGCAAGCUCAGCAAGAUGCUGUUAAUUUAGUGUGUCAUUCCAAAACACGGUCUAAUCCGGAAAAUAAUGUUGGGUUACUGACUUUGGCCAAUGUGGAAGUACUGGCCACUUUAACCAGCGACGUUGGCAGAAUACUCUCAAAGCUUCAUCGUGUUCAACCCAACGGGGACAUCAAUAUACUUACUGGCAUUAGAAUUGCACAUCUGGCUUUAAAACACCGACAGGGAAAAAAUCACAAAAUGCGUAUCGUUGUCUUUGUUGGUUCUCCUAUUAAUACCGAUGAGAAGGAACUGGUGAAAUUGGCUAAAAGACUCAAAAAAGAGAAGGUUACUUGUGACGUUGUAUCAUUUGGAGAAGAUUCUGAGAAUAAUCCCCUACUGACUUCAUUUAUAAACACAUUGAAUGGUAAGGAUAAUACAUCUGGAGGCAGUCAUCUUGUGUCAGUACCAGCUGGUGGGUGUGUUGUUCUUUCUGAAGCAUUAAUCUCUAGUCCAAUUAUUGGUGGGGAUGGUGCUGGCCCGUCUGGCUCGGGCUUAUCACCGUUCGAGUUUGGUGUAGAUCCUAACGAAGAUCCUGAGCUCGCCCUAGCUUUAAGAGUAUCCAUGGAAGAGCAACGACAGAGACAAGAAGAAGAAUCCCGUCGUCAACAAACAAAUGCUGAAGGCGAAGCUGGUAAAACCGGGGAGCCUCAAAACACUGGCAUGGAGAGGGCACUAGCAAUGUCAUUGGGCAGAGAAGCUAUGGAGUUAUCGGAGGAGGAACAGAUUGCUCUCGCUAUGCAGAUGAGCAUGCAGCAAGACGCUCCACAAGCUGAAGAGAGUAUGGAUGUGUCCGAAGAAUAUGCCGAGGUUAUGAAUGAUCCUGCAUUCCUACAAAGCGUCCUCGAGAACCUACCGGGAGUAGACCCACAAAGCGAAGCAAUUCGUAAUGCCAUGUCGACGAUCAAGAAAGAUAAGGAUGAAAAAGAUGAUAAGGAUCAGAAGGACAAGGAUGGUAAUGGGCCGAGCUCUUAA
This is a messenger RNA of Danaus chrysippus (African queen), 1089 nucleotides long. The record is from the annotation of a GenBank genome assembly. Lineage: Eukaryota; Metazoa; Arthropoda; Insecta; Lepidoptera; Nymphalidae.